Messenger RNA from Lynx canadensis (Canada lynx), 1791 nucleotides. It is a transcript of the gene GET4, whose product is annotated as guided entry of tail-anchored proteins factor 4. Gene Ontology annotation, molecular function: protein binding. NCBI's taxonomy places the organism in Eukaryota, Metazoa, Chordata, Mammalia, Carnivora, Felidae. The coding region runs from base 67 to 1044 and encodes 325 amino acids. The transcript has 9 exons. Gene Ontology annotation, biological process: protein insertion into ER membrane. The record is from RefSeq and is a predicted model, not a curated record. Gene Ontology annotation, cellular component: cytosol; BAT3 complex.
CGGAAGCCGAGAGGCGCUGCCGACCGCGCCUGCGACAGCGUCAGCCCUUCGCGGAGCGCCGGCCCGAUGGCGGCGGCGGCGAUGGCCGAGCAGGAGAGUGCCCGGAACGGCGCCCGGAAUCGCGGCGGUGUCCAGCGCGUGGAGGGCAAGUUGCGCGCCAGCGUCGAGAAGGGUGACUACUACGAGGCGCACCAGAUGUACCGGACCCUGUUCUUCAGGUACAUGUCACAGAGCAAGCACACGGAGGCGCGGGAGCUCAUGUGCUCGGGGGCACUCCUGUUCUUCAGCCACGGCCAACAAAACAGCGCCGCGGACUUGUCCAUGUUGGUCUUAGAGUCGCUGGAGAAGGCAGAAGUCGAGGUGGCCGCUGACCUGUUGGAAAAUCUGGCUAAACUGUUCAGUCUGAUGGACCCGAAUUCCCCGGAGCGAGUGGCUUUUGUGUCUCGAGCCCUGAAGUGGUCCAGUGGAGGAUCAGGGAAGCUGGGCCACCCCCGUCUCCACCAGCUGCUGGCCCUCACCCUGUGGAAAGAGCAGAACUACUGCGAGUCCCGGUACCACUUCCUGCACUCGGCGGACGGCGAGGGCUGUGCCCACAUGCUGGUGGAGUACUCCACGUCCAGGGGCUUCCGCAGCGAGGUGGAUAUGUUCGUGGCCCAGGCCGUGCUACAGUUUCUCUGUUUAAAGAACAAAAGCAGCGCGUCAGUGGUGUUCACAACGUACACGCAGAAACACCCGUCCAUCGAGAACGGCCCUCCGUUUGUGCAGCCUCUGCUGAAUUUCAUCUGGUUUCUGCUGCUGGCCGUAGAUGGGGGCAAACUGACCGUGUUCACGGUGCUGUGUGAGCAGUACCAGCCGUCCCUCCGGCGGGACCCCAUGUACAAUGAGUACCUGGACCGGAUAGGACAGCUGUUCUUUGGGGUGCCGCCCAAGCAGACGUCUUCGUACGGGGGCUUGCUGGGGAACCUUCUGAGCAGCCUCAUGGGCGCCUCGGAGCAGGAGGGCGAGGACAGUCAGGACGACAGCAGCCCCAUCGAGCUCGACUGACCCCGCCCGGCGGCCCGCACGAAGCCGCCCCGAGCCCGGGCCCCCACGCCCGGGGGCUCCCGGUCCGCGGCUGCCGUGGCCGCGUUGGCGUCUGCGCGCCCGCCCCGGGCUGCGCCUCCGCCGCGGCUGUGCUGGCUGGGCCGGGCUGCACCUCCAGACUGACCACAAUAAAGCACGGGCCUUGCCGCGCUCCCACCCUCUCCCUGUCCUCUGUGUCUGGUUUGCUUCGGGAGGCCGCCUGGCGUCCGACGGAGGCCCGUCCCCGUCACGGGUGGCGUGGGGGGUGGCCGCCGCCCAGCCAGCACCACCUGGACGUCCUGCGGUGGCCCGGCCACCAGUGUCCCGGAGAGCAUCGGGGCGGCUGCUCUGUGCCAAAUCCCGAGGCCACGGCCGCUCGGGACGGGCCUCGCGAGGGGAUCGGGAGUCCUUUCCACGUCUCGAAAGGCGGUAUUUAUUUUCAUUGGGUGGUUGAUUCUUCUGACCUGACGUUUUAGGGUUUAACCGAACAGCCAGUCCGGGAGUGAGCGGAUCUGCCCUUUCUCGCUGAUGCCAGACCCGGUGUUCCCAGGGCGAUUACAAGAGGGGAGACACUUUAUUUUUUCACGAUUUAAAAUAAGAGUUGUAGAUUAAUACACAGUGAUCAUGCAUGGCAAGGCGUAAGAUACACACACUUUUAUUGACUGUAAAACGAAGUUUAAAGGAAGGUUUGUGUUAAUUGUUGAGUUUAAAUAAAUCCUUUAUACUGGG